Penicillium egyptiacum is the source of this 2466-nucleotide messenger RNA. Lineage: Eukaryota; Fungi; Ascomycota; Eurotiomycetes; Eurotiales; Aspergillaceae. The record is from the annotation of a GenBank genome assembly.
AUGUCUUCAACCAAAGACCCUCACGACUGGACAGUCAACGAGGUUGUGACAUUUCUCUGCCAUGAUAAGCCUGGGGACUGGUCUUACAAUUUGGCUUGCCCAGAUCUUGUGGCUCUGGAGACUUCUCUCCGAGAAAAUUCCAUCUCAGGCUUAAGUUUUCUUGAGAUCACAGACGAAUAUGUGAAAGAUCUAGGCGUAAGGGUCAUUGCGCAACGCCAGUAUUUGCUGAAAGCCAGUAAAUGGCUACAGCGACGGUCGCCGAAGUUCCAAUUGGAGCAACAGCAGCCUCCCCACAAAGCAAUUUUCAAUGGACAGCAACUUUCACCAGAACGCCUCGACGUUCGUGUUAAUACCAAUUCCCUUCUUAAUGAUCAGAUUGACCUUACCGUCUCCCCCGAUGGCUCCGUCAGCCCCCCUGCUGUCCUUGAUGGUCCUUCACUGCCCCAAACAGGGGAAAAGAGACCCCGGCGGAUGGAGACCACCAUCAUCGCACGACCACCCGCGCCUUCUUUCCAGGGGACCCUUCCCCCCAACGAACCACGUGCUUCGAAUUCCGCCUUUGGAAACGAUGCAUUCUUUGAUCAUCUUGUCAAUACUUACCCCCCAAACGAUGCGGAGGUUCUCUCACUUCUUGGAGAAUCCAGUUCCGGAACUGGAUACGAUACAGAGACCCGCGAGGAAAUGGAAGAGGAUGAGGCGCAAUCCCGCGCGGAUACUCCCCCGGAUGCUUCUGGGAACCUAGAAGAAGCUGAACUCAAUGAGAUCGUUGAUGAAUACAUCAACGAACGGAAAACCCAGUUCAUGGGAAUUCGUCUGCCGAAAGAGCUGCCGAAAGGAUUUUACAUUUGGACUAAAGGUCAAAAGUUCCCGAGCAUGAAGAGCCAAAUUUCGACACAGCUAGCCCACCUGGAGAAACGUUGUCAAAGCCUCCGCAAAGCACUCGCUGAGGCGCAACAUUCUUCCCGCUCGUCGUUACUUCAAGCAUGCGCAUGUCUCGACCCCACUGUGGUCGAUAUUUGCUUGUAUCAAUGGAAGCUUUCCGUUCUCGAGCAAACUAGCCCGCCGCCAAAGGUUGCUCGUCCGCCACGCACCCCACAGCUAGAAAAGCCCACUGUGAAUUCGGACGGCGAAGAGACUCUCAGUUCGGAUUCGGAUUCCGUGUAUGGAGCCGGAGAAGAGACGGAAUAUGAGCCACCAGAACAAUCGGAAGACGGUAUCCAUCUCGCCUUUAGUUCUGAUCUUUCUGAAUCCGAAGAGGACGAGGCUAUACAGGAUCAAGAGGAGCCACGUCCUUGCUCAGCUUAUCAAGACGGACCGUUUCGUGACUCCUCUUCAGAUGAGGAUCUCAGCCAUCUUUUUUUCAAAGAAGAGAAUUAUGAGCCCCCAGCCGCCAAGAGGCGCCGCCUGGAGGAAAAUAGCGUGGAUCAAGAUAGUCCAGUUUCACCACUGAUGCCGGCGACCAUUAUGCCAUUUGACCGGGACGUGGCGCUGCCCUCGAAGGAGUCGGAGGGAGAGGGAGAGGGUCAGAUUGAGGCGAAUACCUCUCCUGUCAAGCCGAGGCGCCUCAAAACACAUGAGUCUGUGGAGUCGGCGAGUGAAAACGGCAGUGAAACCGACGAGGCUGUGUGCGCUUUUGACGAUGUCUAUUCUAUGACGUUGGCAGCUAUUGAGGGGAGCGGAAACAGACUUCACCUGGUAGCGAAAGCUCUCACAGGUCUGCCGAACAAUCGCCUCAACCAACUUUUUGUAUUUCUCGUGAAAUACAUGCCCUGUGUUUAUCGAGAACAUGCCCGAGACGCGCUAAUACACAUGUCUGAUGAUUCAUCGGUGAUGGAGGGGUGGGAUCCUGAGGAGAGUCAUUCUACAAUGUUGAUGACCGCCUUGUUUGUGUCAUGGGUUAAUGUUAUCCAUGUCCCUGCCGGCGCCUUUACAGCAAAAGAAGUCAAGACUGCACUUGUGGUUGUCAGGGAUGAGGAGGAAGAUCACUUCGCACCAUUCCUGAAAUGUUUGAAUGAUCUUCUCCGGGGACACAGAAAAUGGUCGACUUUGCCGCCGCGUGUCCAUCCUCAUGAAAAGAAACCUCCUCAGCAACGAUCACGAAAGAGGAAGGUCGCCCCAAUAGCUCUGAAUCGGGCCCAAAAGGAAGGCCAGCAACGACAGGCAAAUCAAUACGAGGCGGAGCGGGCCCUCCGAUCCCGGGUUGACUAUGAAGACAUACCCGCACAGCCAGUUUCGUUCCGAGAUCCUGUUAUCCAGCUCGAUCCAUAUAUCGGCAGAUUGAUCCAGCCACACCAGCUCCGUGGGAUUCAGUUUAUGUUCCGGGAAAUUGUCGAGAACAAACGACCAGAAGGGUGCUUGUUAGCCCACACCAUGGGGCUGGGCAAGACUAUGCAAGGUAUCACUUCUAGUUACUAUUUCCACUGCCGGGGCCUCGCAAGAUCCGGCUAUUCGAGCCCAAAUCCCUGA